Messenger RNA from Schistosoma rodhaini, 1322 nucleotides. Lineage: Eukaryota; Metazoa; Platyhelminthes; Trematoda; Strigeidida; Schistosomatidae. The record is from the annotation of a GenBank genome assembly.
GAACCACACAGAAACAAUAAGAAGCAAACUCAAGGAAAUCAACCGGUUAAUAGAAGUUCAGGACAAAGAUAGUGGAUUUAUAAAUCGAGAUCUCAAAAAUGUUACAUAUGAUAUCAAAUUUUUGUAAGGUAGUUCUAAAAGUUGAGUGAUUUACCCGUUAUCCUCGCCAGAUAAGCGUUCUGGAUUGAAAAGUGUUUUUUUAGUCUACUAGCACGUUUUAACUUGCAAAGCGCACUAGUUAAAAUUUUACUUUGUAAUCACUGUUCAGUGGUCAUGGAUGCUAAAAAAAUACAGGCUGAUACAAACACAUUUUUUGGCCGAUUUUCGCAGAUUGUUGAAGAGGCAUUUGGUACUACUGAACGAACAACAUACAGUCCUGAUCUAACGGAGUUAAUGAAAGAAGGUGAAAAACGGAGAAACUGGGCGGUGAGCAUUUUGGCACAACUUGAAAAUGUGAUUCAACCGAAUCCAGCCCUACGAAUUGAAGAUCUUAUACUUAGAGGAAUGAAUAGGGAGAAAGUUCGCCUGAGUGCUAAUGAACAAUUAGGUGAAAGUAUGGAUCGUAUUAGUAGCCUAAUUAGUAAAAACUCUAACUAUGGUUCACCAGGUGAGGCACUUAAGAAAUGUGCAAUGGCCCAAAUAGAAAUUGGACAAUCUGAAAGAAAAUUGCAAGAAACCGUCUCUUCAGAAUACAUCACAUGGUUACGCAGUUACAUAGCAUCUGAAGCCAAAUUAGCAAAACAAGAACGAGACAAAUUGGAAAAUGCUCGAUUAGAUUUAGAUCGUAUUAAAACAUCAAAAAAACGUGCGAAAAAUGGCAAACAACAUGUAUUUGAACAAUCGUUGAAAGAUGCCGAAUCAGCAUUCAAUUUUCAGUGUGAAACUACUAAGCGUUGUUUACAAGAAAGCAUAGACAAAUUUGACUCACAAAAAGAAGAGCUGAGAAAACUUUUAAAAGCUCAAUCGGAACACUUUAAAGCAUGUUCAGAUGCAGUGGAAUCGGCAUUACGUGCGAUUUAAAAAAAAAAAAUCCGGGAACUCAGACUAAUUCAAAAAAAGAGUGAAAACGAUAAGGAUCCUCUAUUCAUAAUAAUAAUAAUAGUAAAACGAAUGAAUUUCUGAUAAUAUUCUUCAACAUUUGCAUCAUUUUACCAUUUCGUAUUUACAAGCUACUUAUAUUUUUACUUAAAUAUCUGUGAUACAUUUAGAAUGUUUUUUUUUGAAUGUUACUUUUUCAUACAUUUUUUUCCUUAACAAUUACUUUUGUUGUUUCAUACGUAUAAAAAGAAAAAAAAGGAAGAAUAAAUGUUGAUUUCUUUCGC